CUGUCAUCUCCCAAGUUCACAUCAUCUGUCAAACAAUUUGCCUCCGAUUCAAAUGUUGGGCUAGUACUUGAGCCUAGGUGGAUACUAUCCACCGCCAUUCUUUCUGGACGCCAUGUCCGUCCCUCUUGACAUGGGCGCCGGACUCGAGACUGCAGCGUAUUUGCGUGUAGCCUCACUUGCAGUUGCGUUUUACGACUUUAUACAGACGCUUCCCUCCGCGUAUCGGUUCUAUAAAGAGCAAUGGGAAGCUCCGCGACUCUUGGUGUCUUCACUGCUGUUUUUCCUCAUCCAGCAGGUUUCGUGCUAAUUCAUGAGCGCUGUUAUUAAUUCUUGCAUUCAGAUUCACCAGUAUCGUCGUGAUCAUCCUCUCAUCUGUUGGAUUUUUCUAUACCCGAUUCACAGACGCGUCGUGCGCCCGUUUUUACGCCCUGCCUUCGAUUUUUAAAGUCCUCCAGGCCAUGGUCUCCCAAGCAAUUCUGGGAAUCCGUGCUUACAAUCUUUCACGACGAUCGAGAAAGAUACUGUAUACCCUUCUCUUUCUUUAUCUAAGUGCAUGUGUGCUGCAAUGGAUAUCGACUGUCGCUAAAAGAAUAU
This is a messenger RNA of Desarmillaria tabescens, 594 nucleotides long. RefSeq lists its product as uncharacterized. The coding region runs from base 113 to 307 and encodes 64 amino acids. The transcript is spliced from 6 exons. The record is from RefSeq and is a predicted model, not a curated record. NCBI's taxonomy places the organism in Eukaryota, Fungi, Basidiomycota, Agaricomycetes, Agaricales, Physalacriaceae.